Molecule: messenger RNA, 5793 nt
Organism: Lates calcarifer (barramundi perch)
Lineage: Eukaryota; Metazoa; Chordata; Actinopteri; Centropomidae
Product: rho GTPase-activating protein 6
Exons: 14
Coding region: 882-3653 (923 amino acids)
Biological process (GO): signal transduction
Source: RefSeq, a predicted model, not a curated record
AAAGACAUUGGCUAUUAAUCCUAUAGCUCAUUUAUUGUUUAGCUAAUAAUAGCACACAGCAGGCUUCACUGAUAGGCCUAUUAUACCCAGACAGCGAGGUGGAUUAAUGUGAGACAAGGAUUAAUAUGCCUAUUUUCAUCCCUGGCUAAAUCAUGUCUGUCUGUAUGUAUGACCUUCUGCCUGUCUGAUUAUUGUGGCAGUCUAUUCACCUAAUUACCCUCAUGAAAAUGAGCUUUUUAAUUAUAGAAGCUCAUCUCUCCCCACAUUUUUAACUGCAGAGACAGCAGAAAGUUAAAGUUAGCAGCAUCAAAGUGGUGCUGAAUUGUUUCAGGAGAAAGUGAAUAAAAAUGAUGCUUUUCUGAAUGGACUUUGGUGGAUGAGAUUAGUCAUAAUCUGGGUGUAAUUUACACUUUAUCAAUGGAGGAAAAAGUUUAAUCUUAAUGCAAAUUCACUUGGAGAGUUUAAAAAGAACAUCUGCAUCUUCUUAAUAAUGUGAUACUCUGAAGUUAAACUGGUUUUUAAGCAGAAAUGACAGGAAAUUACAGUAUGCAAGCAUUCACCCCAAGUGUUGUGACCCCCCCCAACACACACACACACACACACACACACACACACACACACACACACUCUCUCUCUCACACAGUCUCCUCACUCCACUCUAGUUUUGCAGUGCCCAACGUGCAGAAGAACGCAGCGGAGGGAAAGAAGAUUUGACUCGCUCCUUCUCCACACUGCGCAGCAUCUGCAGCCAAAUGCGUUGCAUUCCAGCUCUCCAGCUUGUACUUGGAGCUUCCAUUUGAUGGGGCAACACCGAAGUCCUCUUUUGUAGUUGGGAGGUUUUAGAGAGAGCAGCGCUGAUGUGAGAUCCGAAAUAAGGAGACAUGUCUGCCGCUCAAGGACUUCUCAACAGCGUCUUCUCCUGCUCUUCUCCUGCGUCCAAAGCCAUGACCAAGCGGAGGCUCCGCCAGACCCGCAGCCUGGACCCUGCAAUUAUAAGACACUGUGGCACCGGUACUGAAGGAGCAAGUGGGGCACCAACUUCUGGAGCGCCAACGGCGGCGGCGGCGGUUACGGACGCAGGUGCGUCUCCGGAGAGCUCGGCUGCGAAGCCGUCUUUACGCACCAAGAUCCCGACACUUAAAGAGCCCAUAACCCCGUCCUUAUCUUCCCCCUCCAUACCUCUGGAUGUUUCUCCAUCCUCCAACUUCCACUUCGACUACGACGUGGUGAAGCGUGCCAAAAGGAAUACCGCCGGGGAUUUACCGUUUCUGGUGAGGGGACCCGGUGCCGCGCCGUCCGGGAGCACCGGCACGCUCUUCUCCCCGCGGAGGUGGCUCCAGAGGAAAGUGCAGCCGUCCAGCUCUCACGCUUACGUUGUGUGGAAAUCAGAGGGUGAUUUCACCUGGAGCAGCCUGUCGGGACGGAGUGUGCGCCUGACGCCAGUUGCCAUCCAGAGCCUGUCAGAGCUGGAGAGGGCCAGGCUGCAGGAAGUGGCCUACACCCGUUUACAUCAGGACUACGACCUGGGAUGUCAGAUUACCAUGCCAAAAGAUGGACAGAAGAGGAAAAAGUCGCUGAGGAGGAAGUUGGACUCUCUAGCAAAAGAGAAGAGUAAAGACAAAGAAUGCAUACCGCAGGCCUUCAGUAUACCGCUCUCCCAGGUCAUCGCCAAUGACCGAACACACAGGCAGCGUCAGGACGGCUAUCGUCAGGACCCUCCACAGCGAGAGGAGCACAAGGACUCCUCUGACCUCGUCUCGUCCAUUUUACAGUUUGCCACCAAGCGGCCGUCCAAUAAGGAGUUAUCCAGCAGUAACUCCUCACUGAGUUCUACAUCGGAGACUGCCAAUGAGUCAACAUCGCCCAACACCCCCGAAGCUGCACCCCGAACACGCAGGAGGGGAGGCAUGUCAGUGGACUCCAUCACCGACUUGGAUGACAACCAGUCACGGCUGCUCGAGGCGCUCCAGCUCUCCCUGCCGGCUGAAACGCCGAGUAAAAAGGAGAAGCACCGGGACAAAAGGCUGAGCCUCAAUCCCAUCUACCGUCAGGUGCCGCGGGUGGUCGACAGCUGCUGUCAGCACAUUGAGAAAUAUGGUUUGCAGACUGUGGGGAUCUUUAGAGUGGGCAGCUCCAAGAAGAGAGUCCGACAGCUACGUGAGGAGUUUGAUCGUGGUGUUGACGUCCAGCUGGAUGAAGAGCACAGCGUUCACGAUGUGGCCGCUCUGCUGAAGGAGUUCCUCAGGGACAUGCCCGACCCUCUACUGACCAAGGAGCUCUACACUGCCUUCAUCAACACCACAUUGUUGGACCCAGAUGAGCAGCAGAAUGUUGCCCAGCUUCUGGUCUACCUGCUCCCAGCAUGCAACAGCGACACGCUUCAUCGCCUUUUGGAGUUUCUGUCCACUGUGGCUGAUCACGCCCACGACCGACAAGACAAACACGGACAGGAGAUCACAGGGAACAAGAUGACGUCUUUAAACCUGGCCACCAUCUUUGGCCCCAACCUACUUCACAAGCAGAAGAGCUCAGACAAAGAGUUCAGUGUCCAGAGCUCAGCCAGGGCCGAGGAGAGCACGGCCGUCAUCGCCGUGCUGCAGAGGAUGAUCGCCAGCUACCAGACCCUCUUCAUGGUGCCUCCGGAUCUGCAAAAUGAGGUGCUGAUGAGUCUUUUGGAGACAGAUCCAGAUGUAGUGGACUACCUUCUGAGGAGAAAAGCAUCACAGAGUCCUGACUUGUUGCAGUCUGAGGAGCCCUUCACCCUGAGCGAGCGCCGUUCAUCCAGUGACUCUAACAAAGCGUCCAGUGGCGAGGUGUCCCCCUACGACAACAACUCCCCGGUACUGAGUGAGCGGAGGGGGGAGCUGGGGAGCCCGGGCAGCGAACAGCUUUUCAGUGUCCCCGAGCAGUACACGGUGGUGGGGCAGGUAGCUGGUUGGAGCAGAGACCCCGGGGCAGCUGACAUGUGGGGUGCUAAAGACACUAUAUCAGAGGAGCACGCAAACAUUUGGGGGACGUGGCACAGCACUCUGAAACCAACACUCAAGGACCAACCAUACACAGGUUCCCAUGGCAACAUGUCAGAGGGAAGCUCCCGCAGCUCACAGGAAGGUCUCGACGGACUCCAUGGUGAUGGGAGGCAUCAGGCAACGCUACAACGGACCCAGACAGUGCCCAGCGUCACCGAGUGCAGACCCCACCCCCCGGUCACCAGAGUGUGCACAGGCCCUCACGUCGAGUCGGGGCGACCGCGCCUGCAGCUAAACAUCAACCCCCCUGCGAUGACGCACCACAACAGCACGCAGGGCCUCCAGCAGGCGAGCGGAAUUAACACGACCCCCAGACCUCAAGGCGGGGUGAACGCUUCAAGCGAUGGUGGCCCAGCCACGCUCAACGAUGCCCGCUCACCACCCCCUUACAACGCCCACCAUCGACUGGCUAGUUCUCAAAGUUCACCUCAGCUUGCGGCGGGUCAGCGGCCCCCUCUGCAGCACGGGAGGCCCGGUGCAGCGCAGAGUAAUUCAGCCUCAACGACGGAGGCCCAAAUGGUGCCGCAGAGCCCAGAGUGGCAGGACUGGCAGAGGGACCGGUGGCAGAUCUGGCAACUGCUGUCCUCAGACAAUGCUGACACACUCCCUGAAACGCUGGUGUGAUCUCAGACCACAGACUCCAGCUUAAUCUCUGUAGCGAUUCUGCUCUGCUAGCCAACCAGUGGCAUAAUCAAACCCCUCCUAUUGACAAUCCCUCUUCACCCUUACCCCCCAUUUUUCCUCUUGACCUGCCUUUUAUCCACGGAUUCCAUCCUUUCCCUGAACCUUCUGUGCUUCUCCUGCAUCUUAGCGCCAUGGCGUUGUUGUUUACGUGUGCAGCUGCUGCCUUAUACAGACUUUUACAUCCAAGAGCCACUAGUAUUCCUUGUUUUGUAUGGAUAUUCAAAUGUUGCUUCUGUUCCUAGCCCAUAUGUUUUUGUCCAUAAUGACGAGUUGGGAGCAUUAAAAAAUGCCCAAAAGAAAUACCUCAAAAAACUAUUCGUCAGAAUGUUACCACGACCACAUUUUCUAUUCUGAGAGAGUUCAGUCUUCAUAUCUCAAUUGAGAACAAUAGGAAAGCACCAUUUGUUUAGUUUGUUACAUUUUUUUAAGGUUUCAGCAUAAGACACUAAGAUGUAUGCAUUAGUAAUUGCUGCUAAAUGUAGACUUUGUGUGUGCGUACUCUCCAUGUAGUUCAGCCACAUCUGUCUAAAAAGAUCAAAUGUUAAAUUACUUUUCAGUGUCAGAUUAUGUUUGACUGUAUAUAUAUAUACACACACACAAACUGUUGACAAACAUACUUAUACAAUAUAUAUGUAAAUUGACAUGUAAAGUAUAUAAUUUGCCAAUCUACCUAAAAGUAAGUCAGCCCUUUAACAGGCAGUCUGAAUGUUGGUGUUUGUCAGACUGCUGUUUUCUGUCUUUAAUAUUGAAUGUAAAAUGCUUCACUUAUGGCAAAAUGCUUAGACCUAAUUAUAAAGCACUUGGCUGUAAGUUUGCUUAUAUGUGCUCCUGCCACCUGCUGCACUGCAGGAACAAUGUGCCAAAGUCUGUUUUUUUUUUUUUUACUUCAGGAUAUUUAUCAUACAGUUAAUUUCGUCCAGUUGCUCAUUUCUAAGGAGACUCAAGAGCUUGGGACAUUGGCAGGAAUUUCAACAUAAAAACAUUUACAACACAUAUUUCGUCAUCAGGUUGGUGUGAGGAUCAUAUUUCCAACUAUUUAUAAAAUGACUAAAUCAAGAUGCUCAAACAUAACAACAGUAAAACGUUUAUGAAUGACACUCUGACUGAUCCUUUUUUUAUUAUAUCUCUCAUCUAAGACUGAAUAUUCCAACUGGGUGUAGACUCAUGACCUGUCUAAAAGGCUUGAUGAAUUUUUCCUCAUUAAAAGUCUAAAAAAUUUAACUAAGGAGCUUAGAAAAGAAACUUCAAAUGCAGUGUUGCUACAAAUCCAGCUGGAAAUAUGCUUUCUGAAUAGACCCACAACCAACAGGUCCAGAUCCUCUCACAUGUCACAGUCAAGUGGGUAUUUGCUGGCAAAUAUUUCACAUUUUCUCAAGUUUUGGUGUAAUAUUUGCUACUUCACCGCAUUAAGUCUGGAAACACACUGUAUUUAAUUCGACAUCUUCUCAUGUCGUCCUUUAACUGCUUGUCACUUGUAAGUAACUUUGAGGAGACAAUUGAAGUGAGCCCUGCAAGUGCAAGAAGUGGAAGGACUACUGCGAGGUGUUAUGGCGCCAUCUAUUGUCAGAACAUGUGCACCAGUAUGCUGCUGCUGCUGCUGCUUCCCUGGUACAGAGUUUCCAUGGCAUCCAUCUGCUCUCAAUUUAGAAUCAAAGCUUGUGAUUAAAAGCACCUUUUGUGAAAAUGUACAGAUCUGUGUGAGGAAAUAAACGUGCCAUAGAUCUCACUCUUAAAAGUUUCUCCAUGCGUUGCUCAAGGUUCAUAUUGUGAAUUUUUUUGUAUUACUUUUUUUUUUUUUUUUUUUUUGAGUGUUGUAAUAUAUAAAUACAAUAUAACAAUUUUUAUUCAAGAAGAAGAAAAACCGAUUCAUCCUAAUGGUCCUAGCUUUGUGUCCCCAAACCAAGAACAUGUCUUGUUGACUUCACUAUGAAACUAAGAGAAACAUUUUUGUUGUUGUUGUUGUUGUUGAUAUUUUGGUGGGGUUUACUGGGUCCAAGUUGUAAUGGAAUAUCUGGUAAUUGCUUUUGUACUGCGUGUCAUCAUCAAUAUGCUACUAUGGAAUUAAAUAUGAUAAAGUUUA